Messenger RNA from Saprolegnia parasitica CBS 223.65, 1037 nucleotides. RefSeq lists its product as hypothetical. The transcript has a single exon. The record is from RefSeq and is a predicted model, not a curated record. Lineage: Eukaryota; Oomycota; Saprolegniomycetes; Saprolegniales; Saprolegniaceae. Bases 9 to 995 code for a protein of 328 amino acids.
UCUCGACCAUGGGCAAGUACGUGUGCUGGGUCACGAAGGAGCACCUCGAAGCGACGCUCGGCGCCACCCUCGAUCGCGCACGCCUCAACCUCGCCCGUCAGACAGGCUAUGCCAUCCACGCAGGUGAUGCGGCCAUGGCGACCGUCGUCGACGAGUUCCAUGACACUUUCUCCGCGGCCAUGCACGAGCUCAUCGAGGCCAGCGGCGAGGCCAUGCACCUCCGCGGCGAUUCCAUGAUGCGUCUCAGCGAUGUACUCAGCGCGAGCCGCGCCCGAGGUGCCAAGAUUUACGGCUUCGACGAUGCGACGGACGACACGUCGCGCGCUGCUCGGCUGGACCCGACCGAAGACGUCGAUAUGGUGGACACGACUGAAGAGCCAUCGAGUGACGCUCACGAUGCUAUUCUGUACGAACGGGCGACGUCCGAGAGCAGCUCAUCGGACGACUCGGACGAUGAUUCGUGCAGCUGGAAAGGCAGCAGUGGUGAAGACGGCGCGUCGUUUGGCGAAGGCGAGGAGUCGGACGUCGAGACGGGUGCUGAUUCAGCGAGUGCCCCAUCGGUCGUGUCGCCCACAAGUUUGUACUGGCUGCCACGGCGGCUGAUUCUGCGCUUAUACCGCGAUACGUGCGCUGAGAUCCACAUGACGGCGUACCCGAUCACGCGCAAGGCGCUGAGCGCACUGCACAACCUCUUGGAAGGCGACCUUGAACGCCUUCUCGCGAAGCAUCUGUACACGCUCGCCGAGCUUGAGCAAACUGCGUAUGUGGCUCGUAUCGAACAAGAGCUCCAAGAGGCCAAGGAAGAAAUUCGCAUGACGACGCCCAAGCUGCUUCGUCGCAGCAAGCGCCGCCUCAGCGGUGGCGACGUGGUCGGUCAUAUGGCGACGGAGGCCCAGCGACGCAAGUCGCCACGCCGCGCAAAGGAGAACACGACGCCGCUGCGCAACAAGCUGAGCCUGAUGCACGUUGGGCGCCAGGUUAUGAUUUCCCCAUAGUUUUAUAGCAACCCAGUAUGUAAUUUUCAUUGUACCAUCAGC